AUGAUAAGUAGCAACCAUCAGAAAAUUUUUUAUUGUUUGUUCAAGCUACUUAAUGGGAUUGAUGGAUUGAAUGAUGACAUUCAUGCAGCAAUUGUUAAAUCAAAGGAUAAAACAAAAAUUAACAAUCUUUUUGUAAUCAAUGAUCUUAUGAUACAAGUUGAUACACUUCAAGAGGAUGAGAUAGAUUAUGAACCAAUUUCGGAACUUCUAUUCAAAAAUAAUUCACCUCAAUAUAUUCGAACAAUAGAUUUUCUCAACUACAUAAUAGAUGAACUUAAAAAUUAUUCUAUUCGAGUAUUUUCACCUGAUUUGUCCAAUUUACAAUAUUUUGAUUAUGAUAAAUCGAAAAAUAAUAUUUUAAGCUCAAAAUAUCAAUUUAAGAAUGAAGAAUUCAACCUGUAUAUGAUACUUUCGUGCAAUUACAACCAAAUAAAUCUUGCUAUUCUAGAUGAAAAUAAUAUUUGGAAUAUUUACUCGAAUCAAAACUCUUUAUCGAGUUCUAUUAAUAACAAAAACGCAAGUGAUAAAUUACAAGAACUGAUUCUUGAUGAAAAUCAUACAAAAUUGUUUUAUAAAAAAACAUCUAAUAAUAAUACAGUAUUUUCUGCUCCAACUCAUGUACUUAAGCAUAGAAUUAACAAUGUUUCCAUUUCUCAGUUCUUCGGUGUAGGGAUAGCUCUUAUUGCACUAAUUUUAAUUAUAAAACUAAUAGGAGGAGACCAAUCAUCAUAA
This is a messenger RNA of Trichomonas vaginalis G3, 732 nucleotides long. RefSeq lists its product as uncharacterized. Bases 1 to 732 code for a protein of 243 amino acids. The transcript has a single exon. Lineage: Eukaryota; Parabasalia; Trichomonadida; Trichomonadidae. The record is from RefSeq and is a predicted model, not a curated record.